Messenger RNA from Dufourea novaeangliae, 4030 nucleotides. Its product is annotated as dyslexia-associated protein KIAA0319. The record is from RefSeq and is a predicted model, not a curated record. The coding region runs from base 367 to 3369 and encodes 1000 amino acids. Gene Ontology annotation, cellular component: plasma membrane; cytoplasmic vesicle. The transcript has 16 exons. Lineage: Eukaryota; Metazoa; Arthropoda; Insecta; Hymenoptera; Halictidae.
AGUUAGACAAUAGUGGCGUGGAGUGGAGGUUUCAAUCGAAUGAUUUGUUUUCAUGUGUUUGUUGAACGUCUGGUGUCAAUUAACAGUAUAAACAGUAUAAGUUUCUUCUGGGUGAUGUGCCAUUAACACGCGAAACUUUAUCUUCAUUUAGUCGACCUUUCAUUAUUCCGGUGCAACAGGAAAUAUGAUAAUUGCCCCUAUAGUUGAUUAGCUGCUGCUGUUGAUAAUAACAUGCUGCUAAUAUACGAUAAGCCUGUGCCGUGUACAUCUGCACACCACUCGGAAUUAAUACCAGCUGAUACCAGCGAAACGAUCCCUCGACAGUUUGUAGUUGAUGUUUGAUGGCGAAGCAAUUCACAAGUUAAGAUGGUUGAAUUCUUUUACCUGGGAUUAUACUUAUUACUAUUUGGAAACUGCAUUGGUGAUUAUUCUGAAUGGGAUACAAAAUGGCAAAUGGUGUGUCCUGGAUUAUAUCCCAGGGUAUUCACAAGUUAUACACCCAGAGGAAAUCUUUCCAGUGGAAUAUAUGCUAGUCAGCCACAUUUGAGUGGCAUUCAUCAUUGUGUGACUGCUUGUUGCACUAAACCUAAAUGCAAUGUAGCCCUUACGCAUAACAGUACCUGUUAUCAUGUGCAAUGCGAAAAUUCCCAAAUAUGUUUACCAUUGUACAGAGUGGAUUUAGCCAAUGAAAGUCCACCAAGUAUGGUCUUGGUUAAGCCUGUAGAGGAGGAUGAUAUGUGGAGUGAAUUAUUGAAGAUGAAGAAGAUAAAUGAAGAUACUGGUACAGUGCUGAUGGAUGGAACAGAAAGAGACCAUAUAUUUUUUGAUGGAUCAAAUGAAAUAAGCUGUCUUACUCAAAGAAAUUGUUUAGAGCAUGAAAUAUGCAUUAAAGAUCAGGACAAAUCUGAUGUUGGAAUUUGCCAAUGUUCUAUUGGAUUUAAACGUAAUAUCGCAGGAAUUUGUACUCCGGAUGAAGACAUACAGCUUAGUGUAACACCACAAAUAAAGGCUCAAAUUCUUAAAGAUUCAAGUUUAUCUAUGAAACCAACAAUGAAGCGCUUGUUAGUUUCUGCAGUUUCAAAGGAAGUACGUUUACCAGAAAAUGAAGUAACACUGUCUGCCUACACUGUGCCUGCAGAGCAGGACAAUGAGCACUACAAUUAUGCUUGGAGUCUUCUGAGUCAGCCAGAAAGUCAUAAGGGCAUCAUGACUGAUCAGAAUCGUAUGACUGUUAAAUUAAGUAAUCUGUCUGAGGGUUUAUAUACAUUCAAAGUAACAGUAAACAGCCCAAAUGCUUAUGGUGAAGCAUAUGCAAAUGUCAGCGUUUUACCACCAAAGAGAAUAAAUCAGGCGCCAAUAGCUAUAAUUUCUCCUGCUUCUCAAGUUGUGAAACUACCAAAUACCGGAGCUGUGUUAGAUGGAUCAUCAAGUAAAGAUGAUGACCGAGUAAUUUCCUAUCACUGGGAACUCCAACAGGGACCCAUUGGUUAUCAACCUAACCUAGUCGACACACCUACGUUGCAGUUGGAUAAUCUUAUCCCUGGCAACUAUACAUUUAAGUUAACUGUGGAAGAUUCCGAUCACAUUACAAACUCUACAAGUGCUAAUAUAACUGUGCUGAAAGUAACUGACUAUCCUCCUAGCGCAAAUGCAGGGCAAGAUAUUAUUAUAUAUCUACCUCAAAAUACAUUAACUUUGAACGGUAACUUAAGUACGGAUGAUCAUGGUAUAGCGAGUUGGGAGUGGACAAAAAGUCCUUCUGACCAAAACAAAGCAGUGGAUAUGCAGAACACGAGAACGCCUUAUUUACAACUGUCUAAUCUGGAAGAGGGAAUGUAUACGUUUGUGUUAAAAGUAACAGAUGACUCUGAACAAUAUUCUACAGCCGAAGUCCACGUCUUUGUAAAACCGCCGACGAAUAAACCACCCAAGGCUGACGCUGGUGAAGAUAUAACCAUAGCACUACCAGAAACGAAAACCAUGCUUGAUGGUCGAAAAAGUAAAGAUGAUAUUAAGAUUGUAUCAUAUCAUUGGGAACAAGUGAGUGGGCCCAGCAGUGGAGAAUUUUCUGCUGUUAAUGAAUCAAUUACCAAUGUAACAAAACUAACAAAGGGCGAUUAUGAAUUUAAGCUAACCGUGAUCGAUGAUAACGGAAAUAAAGACUCUGAUACUGUGAAAGUAAAAGUUACACAAAAUAAAAAUGCUCCUCCUAAAGCAAAUGCGGGCGGUGAUCAGGUCGUGAUAGCCCCCAUCAGUGCAUUAAUUAUUAAUGGAACUCAGUCGACUGACGAUUUAAAAAUUAGUGAGUGGUUUUGGACAAGAGAUCCGUCUAGUCUUGCUAUAGGUACUAUAACUCACGAUACGGAUAAGUCACCAAUUUUAAUGUUAACUGACAUUGUCCCGGGCAGAUAUGUUUUUAGAUUAAAAGUAAUGGAUGAUCAAGGUCUCAGUAGUGAAGACACUGUGUCAGUCAUAGUAAAACCAGAUCCACAGUUAUUACAUUUGGUCGAAUUGACAUUAAAUAUCGGAGCGAAUAUGCUAACAGUAUCUCAAAAAAAUUCAUUGGUAGUUAAACUACAAAUGUUACUGCGAGAUGAAGCGUCGAUUGUUGUUCGAAAUUUAAGAGCGGAACCACAUACCGGCAAAGCAGUAUUAGUGUUCUAUGUGGAGAAGAAAGGAGGUAAAACAACCAUGCCAGGACCUGAAGUAGUUAAACGGUUGAAAGAAAAAUUGAAACAAGAUUCCGGGCUACUUCAGUUGUCUGUAGCGAAUAUCGAUACUGCUGUGUGUCAAAAUAAUUGUUCGGGUCAUGGAGUGUGCGAUCAAGAAACUAGAUUAUGUAUGUGUGAGGCAUUCUGGAUGCAAAAUUUAGUACAGAAAUAUUUCGGUAACGGCGACUCCAAUUGCGAUUGGAGUAUUCUUUACGUAAUAAUCGCACUGUUAUCGCUGGUUGUGUGUUGGGUUGGUCUCAUUUGGGGUCUGGUUUGCCUGUGUCAAAGAAUAUGUACAGGGAAACGACGUUCGCUUCGAACCAAGAAAAAACCACCUCGUUACUUUCUUUUGCAACCGGAUCAGGAAGAUGACACUAUUUCGGCACAAAGAAUGGUACUAUCCGAAUCAGAUACGGACUUGGACGACGUUCUGUUCGAGCAUCGUAAGAUGGAGAAUAGUAGUUGUUGGAACGCUAGAGAGCCCACGCUCGGAGGAGAGGACUCCCAAGGAAGAAAGGAACUUGGUUGCGCACGCAUCGCACAAAGUUCGCACGCACACACACGUAUAGCGGGAAGAGCAAACUGCUUCAGUAGUCAAACAAGAAACGGUAAAUCUCGGAAUGGCUUCGCUAAAGUCGGUUCUAGAGUGAAAACAUGAGAAAGAUAUAGAAUCUGAGAUCUCAUUAAGCCACGCACACUCGUGUACGUUUGGCCAAAACAUAAAGUACUAGUCACUUACUGGGCUGUAAUGUUAAGUACGUACCUAAGUAAAUUCCAUAUAAUUUCUCGAACUGAAGAAAUUGCCACCUGCGUAAAUUAAUUUAAUUGAAACAGAUGUACUUAAGUACCGGCUAGACAAAUAAUGAGGACACAGGCUCAUCAUCCGUGAUUACAUCUUAUUUGACUUUUACUCGGGAUAAUAUUAUCAUUUGUCUGUAUUGUGUACUUGAGUUUCAGAAUUUUUCAUUGUAUAAUCGUGUAGAUGCACCGCUGUUUGUAUACGCUGGCGGUGCUAUAACACAAUGAUCGAAAUUCGUUUGAUCAUGGCCUUAGAAAGUAUUGAAAGAAUUUGUAUUUAUGUACAGGUUGCUCGAUAACUGGCGUCAGAAAAUUUAAGGAAUAAUUCUACAUAAUAAAGUAAGACGAAAAUCAGGAGUAACCAAAUUAUCAAUGAAUCUUCAUUUUUUAGUUAUAACCAUUUAAGAAAAACCGAACAGAUAAUCCUACAAUGUCAUAAACAGUCUAAUGGGGACCACAAAAUUCGACGAUAUUUGUCAGUGCUACAGGAAUCAACGAAAGUCGAAUAGGAAAAAAUAUUG